This is a messenger RNA of Eucalyptus grandis, 1607 nucleotides long. Its product is annotated as protein ALTERED XYLOGLUCAN 4-like. Gene Ontology annotation, molecular function: O-acetyltransferase activity. Bases 60 to 1379 code for a protein of 439 amino acids. Gene Ontology annotation, cellular component: Golgi apparatus. The transcript is spliced from 3 exons. Lineage: Eukaryota; Viridiplantae; Streptophyta; Magnoliopsida; Myrtales; Myrtaceae. The record is from RefSeq and is a predicted model, not a curated record.
AUCUUCCCCCACAUCUCUCUCUCUCUCAGUUUUCUCUCUCCGCGCUCCUCGAAAGAAGCAUGAAACCUUCAUGUCCUGUCCAAGACAGAACCCACAAAAAGGACACCAGACACCACAAUCAUGGUGGCGGUAAUGGUGGCGGCUCUGCCGCCUCCGCCGCCGCCGCCGCCGCCGCCGCCGCGGCUCCUCCAGCGCUCCCUCCCUUCCUCUUCUUCGCCCUCCUCCUCGCCACCCUCUUCACCCUCUUCAUGCUCUUCUCUCCCUCCCCUCUCACGAUCAAGCGCGACCUCCAGCAAGACGGUUCCUCCGCCUCCGCCUCCAUCAGACCUCAACAGGAUUGUGACUUGUACAGGGGACACUGGGUUCCGGAUUUCAGAGCCUCGUCGUACACGAAUUCGAGCUGCGCGACGAUUCCGGACUCCAAGAACUGCUUCCGGCACGGCAGGAAAGACACGGACUUCCUGAAUUGGAGAUGGAAGCCCGACGGGUGCGAGCUCCCGAGGUUCGACCCCCGGGCGUUCCUGGGUAUGGUGCGCGGGAAGACCCUCGCCUUCGUCGGCGACUCCGUCGCCAGGAACCACAUGGAGUCCCUGCUCUGCCUCUUGUCUCAGGAGGAAACGCCAGUCGACGUCUUCAAGGACUCGGAGGACCGGUUCCGGACGUGGUAUUUCCGCAGGCACGAGUUCACGCUCAAGAUCCUGUGGUCCAAGUUCCUCGUGAUGGCCAAGGAGGAGGUGAUCAACGGCUCGUCGACAGGGACAUUCUCCCUGAACCUCAACGAGGUGGACGGCGAGUGGGCACGGGAGGUCCCCACCGUGGACAUCGCUGUGGUCUCCUCGGCGCACUGGUUCUUCCGGAAGCUCUACCUCUAUGAGCAGAAGAGCCUGGUGGGCUGCGUCUACUGCAACGAGCCGAACGUCACUUCCUACGGGCCUGAGCAUGCGGUACGCAUGUCAUUCCGCGCCGCGCUCGACCACAUCAACGGGUGCAGUCAGAGGACGACGACGUUGCUGAGGACGUUCUCGCCGGCGCACUUCGAGAACGGGACGUGGGACACGGGUGGGGCGUGCGCCCGGACGGGGCCCUACGAGGAGGGCGAGAUCGACCUGGGGGGAUCCGAGUGGGGGUUCAGGAAGGUGCAGAUGGAGGAGAUGGAGAGGGCAAAGGUGGUGGGGAGGGAGAGAGGGAAGAGGUUCGGGGCGGUGGACGUGACACAGGCGAUGCUGAUGCGGCCGGACGGGCACCCGGGGGAGCACUGGGGGAACAAGUGGAUGAGAGGGUACAACGACUGCGUGCACUGGUGCUUGCCUGGCCCGAUUGAUGUUUGGAAUGACUUCCUGAUGGCUGCUUUGAGGCUUGAAGGGGGGAUGAAUUCUUGAUUUUUACUUGAGGAAAUAUGAUAUAUUUAUAUAUAUAUAUAUAUAUAUAUAUAUAUAUAGAGAGAGAGAGAGAGAGAGAGAGAGAGAGAGAGCCAAAUUGAGAGAGAAAUAAUACUUGUUCAUGGUGUUUCUUUUUUCUUUUCUUGCAUUGGUGAUGUAGUUAGAUAUGUACUCCAUUCUUUGCAUGGGCUUUGUGGCCCCAGUAAUUAGUAAUAAGCUUGUAUAGUU